UAGCAUCGGAGUGACCGGAGUGCCUUUCUCGAUCUGGUUUUAAAAGUUAUUCUCCAGUUACUGUCAGCGAAAAGUUCAGCUCCGUUGUCGACUACCGACAUGGGAUCAACGCGGUCGAAGGCUGCCGGCGGCUGUAUCCCUCCGCUCGGACGUUAACCGGGAUGACAGGACCUAACGGGAUGGUUAGCCUCUCUCGAGCCCCAGGUCAGAUUUAUGUGCCACACAAGCUAGCAGGCUAGUUGAUACGUUGUGGCAACUUAAUUUACAAGCUGCUUGUCGGAGGAAAAAAAAAUGGCGCAGUUUGUGUUGGAGCAACUGUCAGAUUUCAGGGACUAUACUGGCAGUCAGGAGCUGACGGAUUUAAUCAACCAGAAUAACAGCAAGCUGUCAAAUGUUCGCCUGAGCCCAGAUGCUCGUCACAUCCAUGUCAUCCUCCGAAAACCUCAGGUCGGUCUUGUGACUUUUGACAAGUAUGAAAGACCCCUGCUGGUUCAGAACCAGAAGAAGCAGGAUUUGUGGCUGACACGAACAGUGCCCAUUGUGGAUAUUAUAUAUUUGGACCAUCACAACAGUGGAGGCUCAGCAGUAGUUGCGGUGGUUUAUGAGAAUGGAAAAGCUGAGUUCUGGGAAUUCCAGGAGUUUAAGUCUGGCUGGCAUCUCCUGCAGACAUCAGACUUGUGCAACAGCCCCCGAGCCAGAGUGGUGUCCGUGUGCGUUUGCUCCAAUCUUAUCAUCUGGUGUGAGGAGAGGCCGCCCUCAGAAAGCUCCCCGGCUCUCAGCUCCACCAGGAACAAGUUGAGAUACUGUGUUUGCAGACGUGACUUUGAGGUGGAGGAGGGCGCUGUCAGUUUAGGAGGGGUGAAAAUCGCCCUCCACAAUAAUCCUAAAUUCACCGUGGCCAGCUCAGGUGAUUAUGUUCAUCUUCUUCCUGACUUGAAAGUGAAGCCGCUGUUGACCAUCUCCAAAUUCUUCCUCACCUGGUCCCCUCACCACGACUCCUUCACGGUCAGCGCCACCUGUAAAAACGUUCCCCUGAAAAAGCUCUCAGCUAAGGAGUCUGACUUUAAGAAGCUGGUGACUGAUUGUUUGGGAUAUUUAUCGGCUCUGGAGCCCCCUGAGAUCUACAACUUCUCUCCUACAGCCUGUGGAGGCCUUCUUCUGCUGCUCAGCACAGGCUGGCUGUGUCUCCUGCAGAAAGACGGGACGCUGCGAAAGGUAUACAAACUGGCAGACAAUUGUUUGGUGCAACAUGGCACUCACACCAGCCUGUGUAUGUACCAGGAUACUGUGGCACUACUGAUCGAGCAAAAUCUGUAUCUGAUUGACUUGAACUGUGGCAGAGAGCUUGAAAAGACUGUGUUGAAGAGAGAGGGGUUGUUAUAUGCAAACAGGGCUGAAAGACAGACGCCUCACCUGCUCUCUGAAACUGGACUUUUUGUCGUCGUGAACAGGGAGACAGACUCCAGGGACUGUAACGCCAAAAUGAAGCCUACUGGUUUCAGUACAGUGGAGGCUAUUCAUCCUGGAGCCCUUCUGGUGGAGGCUGUCUUUGAAGAGGCUUGUAAAUACUACCAGCAGAGGAGUCUGAGCAGCACCCAGCUCACAGUGGACAUACUAAAGAAAGGAGGCAGAUUCCAGGCUCCCAUCUCUUUAGCCUCCAUCCUCAGGAACUACCUCAACGCAGGGUUGAGGCAAAAGGGAGCAGAGCUGUCCCAGAAUGGAGAAGGUGGAUGUAUGGCAGGACAAGAUAAGCUAAUGGGCUCUCUGGAGGCUGAGCUCAAGGCUUUGGUCUCUCUGGAGGAGCUGAAGGGGAGUUUAGUGAGGGGAGGUGUUAAAGAGGUGGAGGCUGUGUGUGAGAGUCUAGUUGAGAAAGAAGUAGUGAGGCUGCUGUCCUCUUCUGAGCUGGAUAAAGAGGCUCUGCUCUACCUCAACUCCAUCUUCAGCAUCUUCCCCUGUCAGGCAUGGAGGGCAGCACAGGCCGCUCUACAGCUGCACUACAACGGGGAGGGCUGUCUGUCCAGCAGGGCUCCCCCAGACGUCUGGAAAACUGUCCUCGGUCCUGCUCCGAGUUCAUUAGCCUCCCUCUCAAUCACAAACGGCGGGACAAAACACAAUCACAGCCUUAAAGAUGAUCACAUUGCCAACUGUAAAGCCAAACCUACAAGCUCCACUUCCCCUGCUGCCUUGCCUGUAUUUGAGCUCCUCUGCCAGUCAGUUUUUCACUUCCAGCCCAGCUGGCUGCCCAGGCUCCUUGAGCUCGCCCAGCAGCAGCAGGGCUCUGCAGGUUUGGGCCUGAGCCUGGCCUCUUCCUCCUGGAGCUUUUCCGGCAGUAGAGGAGGGGAGGGAGGGGAGAACAACGUGCCACUCUAUAAACGAGCACUGUGCCUCUUGUCAAGCUUAAACCCAGACCAAGACCAGCAUCAGGACUUAGAGGUGGAGCUGCUGCUGGUCAGCGGGCGGCCCAAUGCCAUCCUGCAGGCACUGAGGGUCCUCAUGGGCAGGCGGCAGUGGGAGCGGGUCACCCAGGUGGCCCAGAAAUUCUGCAAACAGAGUCCGCUGCUCAACAAGGAGAUUUUCACUACUCUGUUGUGUGAGGUGGCUCAUCACAGGGACCUGGAUCCCUACCUGGAACUGUUGUGGACGCUCUGCCCAGAGGACUUCACUGUCACCAACAUCCUUAAUUUGGUGCUGAAAAACCUCCCCUCUCCCAACACGUCCUCUCAUUCCACUUCUUUCUCCAUGUCCAGUAUGAACUCCACAUCUCCUGCUCCUUUUGCAGACUCCCAGAGCAGCCAGCUGACCAUCGGGCUGUUGAAGCCCCUGCUGAGAAAAGUGCUGCAGAGGGAGACUAAGCCUAGUCAGCGCUAUGCAGACAUCCUCCAGUCACCGUUGUUCCCCCCUGCAGCUCCUCCUCGCCAGCCUACUGUGCAGGCAAGCACUGUCACAGAUUCCAGCACGGACUCAGCUCUGUGCAACAACGUCGCCCCGACUCCUCUUGCACAAACACCUGAACACCAGUCGUCCUCACAUGCAACAAUUCAAACAGCCAGACUGGCUCUACCUGCGAACCCAGUUUGAUUUAUAUGAAAAUGAACAAGCACGGACUAAACAGAGAACAAAGCCUGUCUCAUAAAACAUUCCGCACAUAAUCUGACCAAAGUGUGAAUCAGUGUUGACAAUCAUAUUAAAACAGAAUGAUAUCAGUGUGUUACAAAUAUUGUAAGUAUAAUGCGACUAAUUGUCACAUUUGAUAGUGUUUUUGAACAGAUUGCUGAUGUGAGUUGAACAAUGACUACUAGUUGCUAUAAAAUGACUUGUGAAGAUUCUACCAAUGUAAAUACUUGAGGUAAUUUUAAGUCUUAAUGUGUAUAUACUGUAUCUGCAAAGUUAUUUAUCUCUUAAGCCUUAACUGCAUGUGGAUGAGAAUGUUCUUGCAUUUAGUAGCCUUAUCAGGAUACCAUCAGAACCUAUUACUAUACUGUGUUAACACAACUGCUGCGUCAGAGAAGAAGCUACAGAUCCUUAUUUCUGUGGAUUAGCAUAAUGAUUUGGGGAGAAAAAAAGAAAACAGUGGCUGCCUUUAAAAUGGAUGUCUGUAGCCAAGUAUAGCUUCCUUUCACUUGCUGAAGUGUGUACAUGCAGUGGGUAAUCUGCUGCUUGAACAAGUUGGCUUUUGUGCAUGUGAACGUUUGUUUAGGUGAGAUUUGGUAGGGAAGGGGAGGGGGUUGAAAGUCCCUUUACUGACUUUUAGUUUCUCAUAUGGCGUAUUAAACAUUAACCAGGUUUUGAUUGGCUUAACUGGACUAUGUAACGUCUGUAAACCGAACCCUGAACAGUGUGCCUGUCCACCUUUUGGCUUGUAUUUUUCCAUUCCUGUUGUCCAUUUUUCUCCUUCGACUCCAUGUUGUCCGCUCUGCUCCCUCACAGGACAUUCCAGACAGGCUGCCUACUAAAAGUGACUCACAGUUCGAGUUUAAAUUCAAUUUUCGUGGUAAUUCUGUUAAGAUUGGAGUGUGUGUGGGAUGUAUUGUGACUAAUGCAGGCACCCUGCUGCUUGCAUAAGGUCACGUAUGUCCUCCUUUGUGGACCCAGUGAUGUUAUUACAGAUGAUAGAGCCUCUGUCUUCUUGCCCCUGGUAGCCGUGCUCUGAAACUGAUUGCACUUUCAUAAUUUACCAGUCAGUAUUGUUUGUACCCUGCUUUUGAUGCAUCUGUUGAAAUGAAUGUUCCCUGAUUCAGUGCUGUAAACAGGGCUAUAUUUAUGUGCCUAUGGUGGUUGCUGCCUUUAUUACCCUUUGAGCGAUCCAUUUAGCUUGUUUUGCUCAAAGUGUUUUUUUGUGUAUAAAUGUGCAGCCCUCUGCUUAUUUAUUUUCUAACAAUCUUUAAAUGACUACUAAAAUGAUAAGCCCGGACCCACUGGAUGGUGAGGUCCUGGGAAACUCAGACAUCUCAUAAGUGUUCGGUGACAAUCAGACUCUAAAAUGCUGCAGAACAAUCAGAGUGCCUUUCACGGUGCUGCUCUUCAUUUACAGGGCAGUGUCACAUUUCCCCGCUGUGUCUCCUCAGCUAUAUUCUGGAGAAAGAACUGGAGGCGGAUGUGUUUUCUGUAUCAGAGUACAGUGGAUUUGUUUUGUUUUUUUAAAUGCAAUCAGCUCUUGAUGUGUGGAUCAGCUAAUAGCCUCUUCAAUCAAAGGCUCAUUUGAUAUUUUAACUUCAAUAUGAAGCCCUCUGAUUUCUCACACAAGUCUUAAUUUACGUCUUUCCAAGAUGUGAACACUGACAGACAACAGGAGAAUCUGUGCAGCUGUGAGUUUCGCUGCGUGUUAGGCGCGUGCCAGCCAAUCAGAGAUUCUCCGGGAACUCCCUGACUUCCUCAUAAAGGUCGCACUCAGCCUGAUAAUGUCUAACGACUGUUUGGAUGUUAAAUAUUAAUUUGCCUUAAACUUUUGCUUUUGGUUGCUCUUAACAAAUAGGAAUUCCUCUUGGAUUUGCCUGACAAAGCGCCAUAUCUGCAAUGUAACUUUGUUUACGUUUGGUGAUGCUCACUUUAAGGCAGUAUUUUAAAAUUAAAGACAAUGUAUAAGUAUUUAUGGACAGAUGCUGUACGCCAUUAAACUGAAGAUAAAACCUC
Molecule: messenger RNA, 5130 nt
Organism: Stegastes partitus (bicolor damselfish)
Lineage: Eukaryota; Metazoa; Chordata; Actinopteri; Pomacentridae
Gene: hps6
Product: HPS6 biogenesis of lysosomal organelles complex 2 subunit 3
Exons: 1
Coding region: 292-3078 (928 amino acids)
Biological process (GO): lysosome localization; protein localization to membrane; organelle organization
Cellular component (GO): lysosomal membrane; BLOC-2 complex
Source: RefSeq, a predicted model, not a curated record